AUGGCGGCCGCCGGCGACCCCGAGGGCGCGCCCUGCCUGGCGCCCGGGGCCGCCCCGGCGGGCGGCGCGAGGCCGCGCCCGCAGGGCGCCCUGCUGGCCGCCGCAGCGCUGGCGGCCGCCGCCGCGCUCGCGGGCGCGCUCGCUCCCCGCGUCGCUGCCUGCCGGACCACCCCCCCUGAGGCGAAGGACUCGGCGGAGCGGCUGCGGGCUCUCCGCGAGGACGCCAGCGGAGCGGCGAGUCGCGGCCGGGCCCAGCCCGAUGGGGCCCAGUUGGAGGCGGCGGGCUCAGCCGAGCGGCUGCGGGCUCUCCACGAGGAUCCCAGCUGUGAGGACAAGAACCACACAGAUGUUCUGAUGCAGAUGCUGGCGUGGUCGCGCGGCACCAGGAAAGUCGACGCCAGUGCUCGGUGCUCCUUCGACACCGCCGCUCCCAGGCACGACCAGCCGCAGAACAAGUUCUGCGAGCUCCUGAGGGGCUUCUGCAACGACGAGGACCACGGCGAGAAGGUCCGGUCUGUGUGCUGUGGCACUUGCAGCCAGCCGUGCGAGGACAACGACGAGGCUGUCAUCAAGGUGGCAAAUUCUUCAACCGUCGGGCAGGACUUCACCUCGUGCGGAGCUCUAAAGAGAGCCGGCCUCUGCGCUGCUGCGAGGGAAGCUUGCUGCAGCACUUGCAAUGAUCCGCCACCGUGCCCGUGUGAUGAGGGACGGUAUAGCACACAGGAUGAUUGCGCCCUUUUCAGUGCAGACGGAUGA
Molecule: messenger RNA, 756 nt
Organism: Prorocentrum cordatum
Lineage: Eukaryota; Dinophyceae; Prorocentrales; Prorocentraceae
Source: the annotation of a GenBank genome assembly